AUGGUGAAUGCAGGAUCAUUGUCUAUACUUCUAUCAAGAAAUCCAAUUGUUACACCGGAACUUACACCAUUUGAAAAAGUUUAUUACAACUAUCAAGAAGAAUUAGAGCGUCGUUUGAUGUGGACAUUUCCUCAAUAUUAUUAUUUUAGAAAAGGUACUCUUUCUGAACGUCGUUUUGUGGCAGCUCAAAAGGGUCCAGUUACAAAACAGCCAGGUGUUUACUAUUCUAAAGGUAUUCCAGAUGUUGCUCACAACAGAGAAAGAAGAUUAAAACAGGUUGUUACUAUUCCAAAACAAGAAACUUCAGAAGAUAGUAAUUUAGAUGAAAUCUCUAGACCAGUUGUUCCAAACCCAAGAAUCACUGAAGCAGAUAAAGCUAAGGAUUUGAAAAGUUUAGAACGUAAAAUACCAAGAACACUAUAUUUGUUGACCAAAGAUUCAAAUGGCUGGAGAUUACCAUCAUUUGCAACUCCACCAGAAACUCCAUUGCACAUAUCAGCAGAAGCAGGUCUAAGAAAACUUGGGGGUGAAGCAAUAAAUACAUGGACCGUUUCAAAUACACCUGCUGCUGUCUUAAAAUUCAGGGGUGCUGAAUUGGCAAGCAGUGAAGAUCCUUCAAAAGAUUUAACUAGAGAAUACAUUAUCAAAUCACAUAUAUUAUCUGGUCUAUUCAAUCCGGAAGCUGUUGAAUAUGAAUGGUUGGUGAAGGAAGAAAUCAAAGAAAAAGUUUCACCAGCUUAUUACGAAGCUACUGAAUUUUUAUUUUCUGAUAUUUAA
Molecule: messenger RNA, 777 nt
Organism: Hansenula anomala
Lineage: Eukaryota; Fungi; Ascomycota; Saccharomycetes; Phaffomycetales; Wickerhamomycetaceae
Gene: MRPL17
Product: mitochondrial 54S ribosomal protein mL46
Exons: 2
Coding region: 1-777 (258 amino acids)
Cellular component (GO): mitochondrial large ribosomal subunit
Molecular function (GO): structural constituent of ribosome
Source: RefSeq, a predicted model, not a curated record